CUUGGCGCCGCUCCACAAGCUCUUCUUCUGUGCCGAUCGAUGCAACCACUUGCUCAUGGCGCUGGGAUCGCUCGGCGCCAUCGCGCACGGCCUGGCGCUGCCGAUUUCCUUCUUCUCCUUCGGACGAUUGGCUCAUGUUCUUGGAUCGGACAGGGAUCUUCGGCACAUGUAUCACAGCGUGAUAUUUCGAGCCGGAUUUCAUGAUCGUGCUGUGCUGCUCGCGAUCGAUCAGGUGGCAUUGGAUUUCCUGUGUCUGGGAUUGAUCCUCUUUGGCAGGUCUUGGAUAGGUAGAGGGAUUUUGUUCUUGACACAUUUGAAGGGAUUCUUGGCUCUGGGUGUUGCGUGCUGGAUCCAGACCGGAGAGCAGCAAUGCAGGAAGAUCAGGAUCGGCGGCACGAUAUCUCGUUCUUCGAUGGUGCCGAUGCGAGAACUGGAGAGCUCGUUAGCAGCAUUUCCUCCAACACUUUGGUCAUUCAGCAGGCCAUAAGCGAGAAACUCGGACUUUUGAGGCUGGCAGCCGUACCGGUGGUCAUUCUGGCUGGAGGUCUCUAUGCUCAUGUCAUCACUGGCGUUUCAUCCAGGAGCCAGAAGGAACAUCAGCAAUUUCUCAAAUUCGGAGAGUCUGUUCGUUCCUUGGCGAGCAAACAACGAUCGGUCUGUACACCAUUGCUCUCGGUUCUACGCUACGUCCGGGAUCGAGCAGGACGUGCCAAAGGGAUUGGAAUGGGAGCAAUGUGCACGUUGCCCUUGUGUUCCUGGGCCUUACUGAUGUGGUACGGUGGCAUUCUCGUAAGAAACGGCACGACAAGUGCUCUAUCUACAAUAUUUUGCGUGCUCUUAGGCGCCUUUGCGAAACUUUAGACGACAAGAAUACGAUCAGUAACAGUGAAGAGUCAACGGAAUUUUGUCUUCAAC
Molecule: messenger RNA, 915 nt
Organism: Selaginella moellendorffii
Lineage: Eukaryota; Viridiplantae; Streptophyta; Lycopodiopsida; Selaginellales; Selaginellaceae
Product: ABC transporter B family member 19-like
Exons: 4
Coding region: 370-861 (163 amino acids)
Cellular component (GO): membrane
Molecular function (GO): ATP binding; ABC-type oligopeptide transporter activity
Source: RefSeq, a predicted model, not a curated record